UGUCCAUUUCAAGGUAAAGGAACCGCGAUUAAACCUACAACGACAACGUUGCCAACGUAAUCACAGUCAUUCGUGGUAAAAAUGAUUAACCGGUACUUAUAUUUGUUCUUUGUUUUCGCGUAUUUUUCGAGACUCGAAGCAGAUAAUAUAAUAUUCACAUCUCCUUUGAAAACCAAAGCCUUAUUCAACUCAGCCGAUCAUGUCAUCGCAACAUUGGAAAAAUACAUCAGUACUGAAGAAAUUCGCCUCGAGACCAUGAAAAACACGUUGGACGAAUGGAUCGAGGAGCACAAUAGCUACAAAGAUGAUAUCGAAUCUCAUUUAUCCAAUCACAUAAGCCAGUUCAAUUAUAUAAGUAAACUCAAAAAUCGUUGGGAAAAUUGGCUAACAGAAACCAAGAAUAAUACCGCCUCAGAUUAUAUUUCCCAAAUGAAAAACAGCAAUACGACUUGGGCCAGCGACGAGGAUAUGAUUGGAAUAAUGGAUUCGAUAAUCAAUCUUCAAAAUAUAUACUACAUGACAGCUGAUUCAUUUGCUCAAGGGAUACUCAAAGGGGUAUCGACCAACACCUCACUCAACUAUGAAGAAUGUCUAAUGAUGGCUGAAAGAUGUUUUGAAACCAUUCACUAUAAACUGGCUCUGCAAUGGUCAUUAGUAGCCAUGGAAAAAUAUUCAAAAGAAGGUAUCGAUAAUGCCCAACAAUUGUCGAAACUUUUAUACUACAUUUCGUACACUUCUUAUAUAGCAGGGAACGACGAUUUAGCUUUAAAAUCAAUUACAUCAUAUAUGGAGAAAAAUCCCAACGACCAGAAAGCGAAAGCAUUACAAGAUGUCAUUCAUCUUAGACAUCCAGAAAAACUAGAAGAAAGUAUGAUCAAAAAAUGGGAGAUUUCACGGCAUAUUGAAGAUUUGUGCAAAAAAUUGACCACUCAAGAAGAAUUAUCGCGUAUUAAUGAUCUAAGAUGUUGGUACGAAAAGGAAGAAACCCAUUUUUUGGAAAUAGCUCCACUGAAAGGAGAAUUACUUUCAUUUGAACCACCGUUGAUUCUAUUUCGAGACGUUCUAUACGAUUCCGAAAUCGAUUCAUUGAAAAAAGAGGCGAAGGAUAAAUUUCAAGAAAUUACGACUAAAGAAAGUUCAUCCCACCAUCACGAUGCAGUCAAAGUUGCAUAUUUCGAAAAUGAUGCAAACGAUAACAUCAGAAGAAUAUCUCACAGGAUUGAAGAUAUGACUGGUUUUCCAGUCAGUUCAAAAACUGCAUACCGGUUACACAAGUAUAUGCCAGGUGGAUUUUAUACCGAGGAAGAGAAAUUUGAAAAUUCAGACGAACGAAUAACUAGCACAAUUAUAUUUCACAUGAGUAAUGUUAUUCAAGGAGGCUCGAUCACUUUUCCUCGAUUGAACAUUACGGUAAAGGCUGAAAAGGGGGAUGCAUUAGUAUGGUACGAAAAAGCUCCGAAUCAUUCAGAGGACCUACCAAGAUAUUCAAGCUGUUCGGUGUUGGCAGGUUAUAAAUGGACAUUAACGUCUCAAGUUAGCAUUUAAAGAUUUAAAAUCAGCAUCAAUAAUUGAGAUCUCGAUUAAGUACUGCAGAACUCAACUAUAUUAUGUAGUACCUACCUAGUUAGCAAAUACGUACGAAAUCUGGUUUCAACAAAACGUAUAAUAAAAAUUGUAUGCAUAAAAAUGCGAGUGAUAAUGUUUUAAAA
Messenger RNA from Planococcus citri (citrus mealybug), 1709 nucleotides. RefSeq names its product prolyl 4-hydroxylase subunit alpha-2-like. The record is from RefSeq and is a predicted model, not a curated record. Gene Ontology annotation, molecular function: protein binding; procollagen-proline 4-dioxygenase activity; L-ascorbic acid binding. Gene Ontology annotation, cellular component: endoplasmic reticulum. Gene Ontology annotation, biological process: peptidyl-proline hydroxylation to 4-hydroxy-L-proline. The transcript is spliced from 10 exons. Lineage: Eukaryota; Metazoa; Arthropoda; Insecta; Hemiptera; Pseudococcidae. Bases 82 to 1545 code for a protein of 487 amino acids.